Rhopalosiphum padi (bird cherry-oat aphid) is the source of this 1642-nucleotide messenger RNA. RefSeq names its product luc7-like protein 3. The record is from RefSeq and is a predicted model, not a curated record. Gene Ontology annotation, biological process: mRNA splice site recognition. Gene Ontology annotation, cellular component: U2-type prespliceosome; U1 snRNP. Gene Ontology annotation, molecular function: mRNA binding. NCBI's taxonomy places the organism in Eukaryota, Metazoa, Arthropoda, Insecta, Hemiptera, Aphididae.
AUAGGUGAAUUGCAAGACGAACAUUAUUUUAUACAUCCGCCUUGGUCUAUGGUGGUAUGAGUGGACGACGCUGUACCUGAGAAGCAACCAAAUCGUUAUCAUAAUUUGCAAUAUAAUAAAACCCAUUACUUUAUUAUUCAGUCACAGAAGCGGAUUCGAGUAUUCAACCAGCCUACUUUUUAUGUAGAUAACAAUUUUUUGCCAUUUCGCCCGUGGAGUGUGCGUAUUUUAGGCCGUUGGCUGUAUAGCUUCUUACUGUUCUAACUUCUUAAAUUAUUUAAUUGUUCCCACGAAUUCAGGAAUUAAACGUUAUAUUUUUAUUGACACGAUAUCACGUUAAUAUCAUUUUCAUCAUUGUUCACAAAUUUUAUUAAUUUGAUUAAUGCUCAUAAAUUCUAACGUUUAGUUUUUUAUUGAUUAACCAAUUACAUAAUGGCAGUAUCGGCAGCUGCUGCGUUACUCGACGAACUUAUGGGUAGAAAUCGGAAUGAUGGUCCAAAUGCUCAAAAGAAACCGGUGCAUUGGGAAGAUCCUGAGUUUUGUAAAUACUUUAUGGUUAAAUUUUGUCCUCAUGACCUGUUUGUCAAUACUCGUGCUGAUCUUGGAGCUUGUCCAAAAGUUCACUGCGAAGAAGCUAAAACACAAUAUAAUGAAGCUAGUAGCCGUUCUAAAAUGCAAUAUGAAGAUGAGUUUGUGGCAUUUGCUACUAGUUUAUUAAAUGAUGUUGAUCGUCGUAUCGAAAAAGGGAAACAAAGGUUGGAGCUUAUGAAUAAAACUGAAACGCCGGUGUCCCAUUCUAAUAGUCAAAGUCAGAAAAACCAAGAGCAAAUUAAAUUAUUGUCAGAAAAAAUUAAUGGGUUAGUGCAAGAAGCUGAACAAAUGGGUACACGAGGUCAUGUUGAAGAAGCUCAGGGACUUAUGAAGCUUUGCGAUCAACUAAAAGAAGAACGUGAUACUUUGAGAAAGCAAAAUGAAAGCAUUCAUUGGUCACAAACGUAUGAACUAGCUGCUGCUCAAGAAAAACAAAUGGAAGUAUGUGAAGUUUGUGGAGCUUUUUUAAUUGUUGGUGAUGCUCAGUCUCGUAUUGAUGAUCAUUUAAUGGGAAAACAACAUAUGGGUUAUGCUCGUUUAAAAAAUGCAGUUAAUGAAAUACAAGAGCAAAGAAAAAAAUAUGUAGAAGAAAGAGAAAAACAACGGGAAGAAGAAAGAAAAAAACGCAUGGAUCGAACUAGAAGUAACUCUAAAGACAUAGAUAGACAUAGUCGUGAUGCUAAUAUUGACAAGAGAUCUAAAAGCUCCAGAGACAGAUCUCAUCAUAAAAUUGAUAGAAAAUCUGAAAGACAUGAAAGAGAAAGACGGAGAAGUAGAAGCCGUAGUGAUCGCCGUUCUUCUAAUAGUCAUAGGCAUAGAGGGCGUAAUGGCAACAGUCGUAGAGAUCACUAGAAUUUUUUUCAAGACAUGACGUUACAUUCAUAAUUCAGGUUCAAAUAUCUGAGGCAGUGUAUUAUGUUAAAAUGUAUAAACACAAAAUAUACCAUUCUAAAAAAAAGUUUAAGAGGUAACAAUUCAAUAAACAAAUUAUAAUACUUAUGUUAAUAUUUUAUUUAAUGAAAUAAACAAUAUUUAUAAAAAAAAAAAAUAA